GCGUCAGGAAGGCAAAGCCGGGGGGCGGCGGGGAGCGGCCGCAGCAUCCUCUCCCCCCGCGGCGGCCGGGCCCACCGAGGAGGCCGGCGUCGGGCCGCCACCGCUCAGCCUGAUGCCGAAGGGGCGAAGGUGAGUGACGAUGGCGGAGAGAAUGUGACCUGUGCGGGCCCUUAUCCACCCACUGAGUGGCACCACCAUGCAGAAGCCCAGUGGCCUGAAGCCCCCCAGCCGUGGGGGGAAACACUCAAGCCCCAUGGGCAGGACGUCUACUGGGUCAACCUCAGCCUCUGCCACGGUGGCAGCAACCGGCUCCAAGGAAGGCUCCCCCCUGCACAAGCAGGCCUCGGGCCCCUCCUCCACAGCUACGCCUGCUGCCCCCGAGAAGCCCGGCCCGAAGGCAGCUGAGGUGGGCGAUGACUUCGUGGGGGACUUCGAGGUUGGUGAGCGGGUGUGGGUGAACGGCGUGAAGCCAGGUGUGGUACAGUACCUAGGUGAGACGCAGUUUGCGCCUGGCCAGUGGGCCGGCGUGGUGCUGGACGAGCCGGUGGGCAAGAACGACGGUGCUGUGGGUGGCGUGCGCUACUUUGAGUGCCCAGCCCUGCAGGGCAUCUUCACACGACCCUCCAAGCUGACCCGGCAGCCCAUGGCCGAGGGCUCGGGCAGUGAUGCCCACUCGGUAGAGUCGCUGACCGCCCAGAACCUGUCACUGCACUCAGGCACAGCCACACCUCCGCUGACCAGCCGUGUCAUCCCACUGCGGGAGAGUGUCCUCAACAGCUCCGUCAAGACAGGCAACGAGUCGGGCUCCAACCUCUCCGACAGCGGCUCUGUGAAGCGGGGUGACAAGGACCUGCGCCUGGGAGACCGCGUGUUGGUUGGCGGGACAAAGACUGGUGUGGUGCGGUACGUGGGGGAGACGGACUUUGCCAAGGGCGAGUGGUGUGGCGUGGAGCUGGAUGAGCCCCUUGGGAAGAAUGAUGGGGCGGUGGCAGGCACCAGGUACUUCCAGUGCCCACCCAAGUUUGGUCUGUUCGCACCCAUCCAUAAGGUGAUCCGCAUCGGCUUCCCAUCCACCAGCCCUGCCAAGGCCAAGAAGACCAAACGUAUGGCCAUGGGUGUCUCAGCGCUGACCCACAGUCCCAGCAGUUCCUCCAUUAGCUCUGUCAGCUCUGUGGCUUCCUCUGUGGGGGGCCGGCCCAGCCGCAGUGGCUUGCUCACAGAGACCUCUUCACGCUACGCCCGCAAGAUCUCCGGCACAACUGCCUUGCAAGAGGCGCUGAAGGAGAAGCAGCAGCACAUCGAGCAGUUGCUAGCUGAACGGGACCUGGAGCGGGCCGAGGUGGCCAAGGCCACGAGCCACAUCUGCGAGGUCGAGAAGGAGAUCGCCCUGCUCAAAGCGCAGCAUGAGCAGUAUGUUGCAGAAGCAGAGGAGAAGCUGCAGCGGGCCCGGCUCCUGGUGGAGAGCGUACGGAAGGAGAAGGUGGACCUGUCCAACCAGCUAGAGGAGGAGAGGAGGAAGGUGGAGGACCUGCAGUUUCGAGUGGAGGAGGAGUCCAUCACCAAGGGAGACCUGGAGACCCAGACGCAACUGGAGCACGCACGCGUUGGGGAGCUGGAGCAGAGCCUGCUACUGGAGAAGGCGCAGGCUGAGCGGCUGCUCCGAGAAUUAGCGGACAACAGGCUGACCACAGUGGCAGAGAAGUCUCGGGUGCUGCAGCUGGAGGAGGAGCUGAACCUGCGGCGCGGUGAGAUCGAGGAGCUGCAGCAGUGCCUGCUGCACUCGGGCCCACCUCCCACUGACCACCCCGAGGCUGCUGAGACCCUGCGGCUGCGGGAGCGGCUGCUGUCGGCCAGCAAGGAGCACCAGAGGGAGAGCGGUGUGCUGCGGGACAAGUAUGAGAAGGCUCUGAGGGCCUACCAGGCGGAGGUGGAGAAGCUCCGGGCUGCCAACGAAAAGUACGCACAAGAGGUGGUGGACCUCAAGGCCAAGGUCCAGCAGGCCACCAGCGAGAACAUGGGGCUCAUGGACAACUGGAAGUCCAAGCUGGACUCCCUGGCCUCGGACCACCAGAAGUCCCUGGAGGACCUCAAGGCCACCCUGAACUCGGGCCCGGGUGCCCAGCAGAAGGAGAUCGGGGAGUUGAAGGCUGUGAUGGAGGGCAUCAAGAUGGAGCACCAGCUGGAGCUGGGCAACCUGCGGGCCAAGCACGACAUUGAGACUGCCGUGCACGUGAAGGAGAAGGAGGGCCUGCGUCAGAAGCUGCAAGAGGCCCAGGAGGAGCUGGCUGGGCUGCAGCAGCACUGGCGGGCCCAGCUGGAGGUGCAGGCCAGCCAGCACCGGCUGGAGCUGCAGGAGGCCCAGGACCAGCGCCGCGACUCCGAGCUGCGGGUGCAUGAGCUGGAGAAGCUGGAUGCGGAGUACCGGGGCCAGGCACAGGCCAUUGAGUUCCUCAAGGAGCAGAUCUCCCUCGCUGAGAAGAAGAUGCUAGACUAUGAGCUGCUGCAGCGGUCGGAGGCCCAGAGCAAGCAGGAGGCCGAGAGGCUGCGGGAGAAGCUGCUGGUCGCCGAAAAUAGACUUCAAGCUGUCGAGUCCCUGUGCUCAUCCCAGCACACCAAUAUGAUUGAGUCGAACGACAUUUCAGGAGAGAAGAUCAGGAUGAAGGAAACUGUGGAGGGCCUGCAGGACAAGCUGAACAAGAGGGACAAAGAGGUGACAGCCUUGACAUCGCAGACCGAGAUGCUCAGGGCCCAAGUAAGUGCACUGGAGAGCAAGUGCAAGUUGGGAGAGAAGAAGGUAGAUGCCCUCCAGAAGGAGAAGCGGCGCUUGGAGGCGGAGCUGGAGACCGUGUCCCGGAAGACCCACGAUGCCUCAGGCCAGCUGGUCCUCAUCAGCCAGGAGCUGCUCAGGAAGGAGCGGAGCCUGAAUGAAUUGCGGGUAUUGUUACUGGAGGCCAAUCGCCACUCCCCAGGGCCCGAGAGGGACCUGAGUCGGGAGGUCCACAAGGCUGAGUGGCGGAUCAAGGAGCAGAAACUCAAGGAUGACAUCCGUGGCCUGCGUGAAAAGCUAACAGGGCUGGACAGAGAGAAGUCGCUGUCAGAUCAGAGGCGCUACUCCCUCAUUGACCCAUCCGCGCCUGAGCUCUUGCGACUGCAGCACCAGCUGAUGAGCACGGAGGAUGCACUACGGGACGCCCUGGACCAGGCUCAGCAGGUGGAGAAGCUCAUGGAGGCUAUGAGGAGCUGUCCUGACAAGUGUCCGGCCAUCACCAAUUCCGGUUCUGCAAACGGCAUCCACCAGCAAGACAGGGCCCACAAACAAGAGGACAAGCACUGACCCUGAGGGACACCUUGGAACAGCCCGGUCGGCACCAGAGCCCCUCCGCUCUGCCCCAGCGGCGCCCGCCUCCAGGCAGGGGCCAGGACUGUCGCUUUGGAGAUGAGAACAGUGUUUGUAACAGUAACAUACCCUCCGCCGUGGACAAUCCCCCACCCCGACCCCCCACCGGACCAGGAGGAUUCCUCAAGCACGACCUUCCACAGAAAGUGGCACAGCCCUGGACUGGCCCCCGGGACCUUCAGCCUGGACACCCAGGACACCCCGGCAGUUUUUGGAGCGUGUGUGGGAAGACUGAGGCAAUCCAGCCAGGCCCUUCUCCCCAGAACCAUCUUGGCCCCCGGUCGUGUCUCUGCCCUCCCUUUCUUCCCCUCCUUCUCCUUGGUCCCUCUCAGACCCCAGAGAGCCAUCUUCCCAGGAAAGCAUCAGAGGAUGUCCAGCUUCUCCUUUCAGGCACCGAGGUGGGCAGUCCAGUCCUCAGGAGCCAGGUGGAGACCCCCUUUUCUCCAUUCACUUCUGGGCCACGGCAGUCCCUGAGGCUGCUUGUCCCCACAUCCUGAGUCUCCUUCAAGCAAGAGUGCAAGUUCCCCUCAGCCUGUCUGCCUAGCAAGGUCCCAGGUUCAAGGUGUUGGAGGGCAAGGCCUUUCUUCUCCCAACACUAACACCCACCCACCCACACACACACACACACACAGAACUUCAAGCUGCUGGCCAGAGGGUGGUCACCAAGGCCAGGAGCCACAGUAUUAGGAAAGUUUGGAAGCCCGCCACGCCUUCCCCCGCCCCCCACCGUACUGACCUGGCUUGCAGCUGGAGCAGGGGACUGCAGGGCUACCCAGAACAGGGCUGCAGGUGUGUUUUGACUGGUCAGUAAUACAGCGUCCCCUGGGCUGACUAGAUGUUCCAUAACUGGGCCUCCCACCUGCAGGUGUGCCCGUGUAGUCCCUGAUGUAUACAGCCACUGACCCUUGGCGCAUGCACACUCAGAGGGGUCAUGCGUGCGCACGUGGCCAUGCAGGUGAGGUGUUUGUUGUCAGCCACACUCAGGCCAUGUAGAUGCACACGCUUGGGUUCCAGGACUGAGCCCCAGGCCUGGCAGGGCUGUGCCUGCACACACCACAAACAUUCUUGCAAUGUGGCACAUACACACCCAGGUACAUGUGGGUGAGUGUUCAGAGAUGUGUGUGCCAGGCACACACAUCAGAAUGCACAGGUACCAACAGCCCCUUUCAGUCUUACCAGGCACGUACCUGCCCAGAGCUUUUUAAGCCUUAUCUCCCGUAGCCAGGAAAAGAACCUAACGGAUAUUGUUGGCAAGAAAAAUCUAACCGUCUCUCCCUCUUUCUCUCAAGAUCUGCUGAGUUUCUCCAGGCUUAUGAGCAGUGGGAAAAGUCAGCUUUGCCCCAACAACGCCCACCUCUAGAGCUGGAGGGCCUGCAGGUUACUGCCUUAUGCCGCAGCAUAACGCAGAGGGCCUACUCCGACUCCCCCAGCUCAGGGAGUUUUCACUUGGGGCCCUCCCCUGCCUGGGGCUGUAGGGGAAAGCCUGGUGCCUCAUCAUGGUGUUCCCGAGGUACGUCAGGACAGGAAUGCAGCCCAUGACGCCGCCCAGGUAGCCUCUGAAGGCUCCCAGGUACAGGGGGUGGUGCCCAUCCUGCAGGCAGCCAGUUAAGUCUCAUCGGCCCACUGCCCUCUCCCCACCGGCUUUCGGUAGCUCUCGCAUGCGGUUUUAACAUCAUGUAGAAGCGAUGCUUUACCGGCCUAACCCAGAGUCAAAUACUAUUUCCAGCAAAAUCAGGCAGCUCGCCCACCCACAGGAGGCGCUGAUUAGUUUACUAACAGCCAAAGGCCCACACUGGGAAGAGCUGAGUACCCUCUCCCUGUGGGCUUGCAGGUGACAGGUGUCAACAAAGCGAUUUCCCAGUGAGCAUCUCCGCCUGCCCAGUGUGGACUCAGCCAUGCCCCUUCCCUAAGCCCUCCCCUCACCCUUCCCCUCCCCCAAGUGGAAUUGUUAAAGUGUGGCGAGUUUGUGCUCAAGACAAUAAAGUUUGUGACUGAGGUCCAGGA
Molecule: messenger RNA, 5401 nt
Organism: Pteropus alecto (black flying fox)
Lineage: Eukaryota; Metazoa; Chordata; Mammalia; Chiroptera; Pteropodidae
Gene: CLIP2
Product: CAP-Gly domain containing linker protein 2
Exons: 17
Coding region: 197-3334 (1045 amino acids)
Biological process (GO): cytoplasmic microtubule organization
Cellular component (GO): microtubule plus-end; cytoplasm; nucleus
Molecular function (GO): microtubule plus-end binding
Source: RefSeq, a predicted model, not a curated record